AUGAGUGAAUUGAAACCUUUGGAACUUGAGUAUUUGGAUAAGAAUGUAAAAAAAAAGAAAAACGAAAAAGUUGAAAAAAAAAAUAAUUUGAAUAAACUUUUUAUUAGUAAAAAGCACAGUUUAAAAAAAGAAGGUUCUGAUAAUACAGAUGUACAUGAACAUUCUAUAUUAGAAAAUGAUAAAAAUAAGAAUGUUAUAAUGAAUAGUAAUAAAGAGAAUGAUAAUAAAGAUGCGAAAAGCAUUUUUCAUUCAUUUAGUAUAAAUAAAAUUUUUGGAGAGAAAAAAAAGGACGACGCUGAUAAUACGAAAAAUUUAAAGAAAGGUAAAAAGAUUAAGACUAAAAAUGAUAUAAGUAGUAUUAAUCGUAACACAUCCGAUAAGAAGGAUAAGGAUGAUAUGAUCAUAGAUAGCAAUAGAGAUGUGAACAACAACAUCAAUAUAAAUAAUGACAAUAAUAAUAAUAAUAAUGAUGAUGACAAUAAUAAUAUAAAUAAUGACAAUAAUAAAAAUGGUGACAAUAAUAAUAAAAAUGAUGACAAUAAUAAUAAAAAUGAUGACAAUAAUAAAAAUGAUGACAAUAAUAAUAAUGAUAACAAUAAUAAUAAUGAUAACAUUAAUAAUAAUGAUAACAAUAAUAAUAAUGAUGACCAUUGUUAUAAUCUUCAUAGUGGUAACCAUUUUGAUAAUAACAAUUUUAAUGAUGAUAAUAAUUUGAUAUCUCUGGAUAUAGAGAAUGAAACAAAAUUUUUAGAAGACUGGGAAGUUACACAGAAGAAGAUAUACGAUCCAACUAUAGGAUUAAGAAAGCAUUAUACUAAUGAGCUUUUAUCAUGUGGAGAAAAGAAUAAUAUAAGAAUACUAGAAAAAUGGUCCUCUAUGGUUAAUAGAGAUAUUGUAUGGUUUCAUAAAGCACAUAGAACAACUUAUUUAAGAAGAGUAAAAAGAGGAAUACCACAAAAAUAUAGAUGGAAAAUAUGGUUCCAUAUAACAAAUGCAAAGAAUUUAUAUAAUAAAUUUCAAAAGAAAUAUUAUUAUUUAUCUAAAAAGAAAUCACAUUAUACCAAUUUAAUAUUAAUAGAUAUAUCAAGAACAUUUCCAGAAUUAUUAAUAUUUGACAAAUAUGCACAACAACAAUUAUAUAGAAUUUUAAAUGCAUAUUCAAAUUAUGAACCUUCUGUUGGUUAUUGUCAAGGUAUGAACUUUUUAGUUGGAUUAUUAUUAAUUAUAAGUAAUUUUAAUGAAUUAGAAACAUUUUGUGUAUUAGUUAGUUUAAUGAAUAAUUAUUAUUUGAAAGAUUUUUAUAAAGAAAAGUUUCCUCUAUUAAAUCGUUUUAUAUAUUUAUUUGAAAGAAUAAUGCAAAAUGAAAUACCAGAUUUAGUAGAUCAUUUUAAUAAUGAAGAAGUAUAUCCACCUGUCUAUUUACAUCAAUGGCUUCUCACAUUAUUUAUAGCUAGCUUGCCCAUAAAAAGUGUUAUAGUAAUAUGGGAUUAUUUAUUCAGCACAAGUAUCAAAAAAAUUAUUAUUAUAUCAGUAGCACUCUUGAAAAUAUUAAAAAGUUAUUUAAUGAAACAUAAAUUUGAGAAAAUUCUUAAAUUAUUAAAAUCAUUAAAAUAUAAUGAAAGUAAUGAUGAUAUAUUAAUAGCUAAGUUACUUAUUAAAAAAUCCGAGUCAAUUAUAUUAAGUAAUGAGCUAUUAUAUUUAUUUGAAAAUAUUGAAAAUCAGGAUGUACCAUUUCAUAGUCACUACAAAUUUGUAAUAGAUAAUAUAACAACAUGUCAUUUUAAUCAUAUACAAGAAAAUAUAAACCAAAUGAACAAUACAAAUAAUAUUAAUAGUUAUGACCCAACAAGAGGAACUCUCAACAAUAAUGAUAAUAGUAAUAAUAAUAAUAAUAAUAAUAAUAAUAAUAAUAAUAAUAAUAGUAAUAAUAAUAAUAAUAAUAAUAAUAAUAAUAAUAAUAAUAAUAAUAAUAAUAAUAAUGAUAGUAAUAAUAAUAGCAACAACAACAACAACAACAAUAAUAAUAAUAAUAAUAAUAAUAAUAAUAAUACGUAUAAACGCUAUAGUCAUUUGAUCCAUGAUGAUAACAAUUUUGUUAUACUCGAUGGAGUUCCUUUGCUCAAUUUUUUUUCUAAUAAUAUUUUAAAAAAAAAAAAUGAAGAAGAAUUAAAACCUACCUCCAACCUUAAAUUCAGAGAUAAAAAAAAAUCUCUGUCCUUAAAAGAAAGAGAAAAUAUCAAUACAUUCUAUUAUAAAAUUUUAAGUAGUAAUGAAAAAAACGAAAAAAAUCAAAAUAUGGACAAUGAUACAAUUAAUAAUAGUAGUAAUGAGGUAGCAUUUCAUGAUGUAGCUAGCUCAUUAAAAGAAAGUAAUUCUGUUCAUAAUAUAUCUGAUGAGGAAAAGCGAAAUCAUAAAAAUUUUAAAGGAGAUAUUAAUAAAUAUUAUAAAAAUUAUGUACAAUCGGAUAACUGUAAUGAUAAUAUUAAUAUGUCUCCUAUGAAUCAAGAAAAUGAAAAGGAAGAUAUAAAUCGAAUAAAUCGAAUAAAUCAAAUAAAUCAUAUAAAUCCAACAAAUCCAACAAAUCCAGCAAAUCCAACAAAUCAAAUAAAUCAUAUUUAUAAUAUCAACAAUUCUUACAAUUCUGUAUCCAAAUGUUUAAAUGAAAAAAUAAAAAAUGAUCACAUGCAUGAAACUAAUAUGUUUUAUAAUAAUGAUAAAGAGGAACGUCCCUCCUUAUAUGAUAAGAACGAUAGCCAUAUUCAACAUUCUAAAUCAAAUGAAAACAAAAAUGAUAGGAAUAGUAUGAGCAACUUAAAAAGACAUGCAUAUUAUUUUAAUAAAGAAGAGGGACAAGACGAAAUGGUAUUCGAUAACGAAAUGAAUGAGUCCAAAAUUUAUGAUGAGAACCAAAUGAAUUGUAAUAAAAAGGAAAAUAUUAUUGUAAAUAUGAAUAAUAAAGAAUGUGAUAUAUAUGAAAAAAAAGAGAAAAUAAAACAUAUACAUCAUGAAGAUGAAGAUAAUUUAGAAAAUGAAAGAGAAGAAGAAAGUAUUUUAAAUAUAUCGCAAUAUAUUAGUUAUAAUGAAAAAGAAACUUCAUCAAAAAAUAACAACAAUGAUAAUGAAAAAAAUAAUGAUAAUAAUUUUGGUUUCUUUAGUUUAAUUAAUUCAUAUGCUAAAGAUAAUAGUUGGUUUGAUGUCUCGACAAUAAAUAAAUAUUAUCAAUUUAAUAAAAAGGAUGUUGAUCGAGAACUUGACAAUAUGAAUACUAGUGAAAAAAAGGAAGAUAAUGACACAAAUCAGGUAGAAGAAGCUAACACAUUUUAA
Molecule: messenger RNA, 3324 nt
Organism: Plasmodium gaboni
Lineage: Eukaryota; Apicomplexa; Aconoidasida; Haemosporida; Plasmodiidae
Product: putative GTPase-activating protein
Exons: 1
Coding region: 1-3324 (1107 amino acids)
Source: RefSeq, a predicted model, not a curated record